Molecule: messenger RNA, 780 nt
Organism: Emiliania huxleyi CCMP1516
Lineage: Eukaryota; Haptophyta; Isochrysidales; Noelaerhabdaceae
Exons: 1
Coding region: 1-780 (259 amino acids)
Molecular function (GO): protein binding
Source: RefSeq, a predicted model, not a curated record
AUGUGGCUGACACUAAUUCUGCCUGCAGCCGCGCACCGCACUCUCGUCAGAGCUGCGGCGGUCCUCCGACCGCCCUCCGCCAGAGCCGCGCACCGCACCCGCAAUCUCGUGGCUCAGGAGGGCUGGAUCACGGGCGUCGACCAAGGUGGCCAGGCGUACUACUUUAACGAGCAGCUCGGAGACUUUCGGUACGACCCACCACCGGUCGUCCAGCAGAAUUACGGUGGCGCGGUGCUGUGUCGUUUGCAGGGGAUCUCCGGUGUGCACUACUGGUGCAAGUACGCGCUGAAGAACGGCGACGUGCAGGCGCUGAGCCGCUUCAACAUGCUCAACCCAAAAGUGACGGUGUCGCGGGUGCAGUGCAUCGUUCAGUGCCACGACGGCGUCGCUCAGCUCACCUCGUGCGGGAAGGGCCCGACUCUCUGGCGGACUGGCCUUGCGGAUUGGGUCGCCCUGGAGAGCGGCGACCAGGUGCCGCUCCUCGACGGCGACCUCGUGAGCUUGGAUUGCAACGACCCCGAGGGCGCGGUCUUCGUGUGCAGAGACGAAGCUGUGAUGCAUCAGGGAGGGUCGCACUUGCCGUACCCUUGGCAGCAGCUAGUCGACCCGCAGUCUGGCGACGCGUACUACUCCAAUCCGAACACGGGCGAGGCGCAGUGGGACCCUCCCACCAGCCAGGGAGGGGGCUAUCCGCAGCAGGUAGCUUAUCCGCAGCCGGACAGCUACUCGCAGGACGAUGGCGGCUAUCCCAACCAAGAUAACUAUCAGCAGUGGAGCUAA